AAAGUCAAUUCAAUUUCAAUUUUUUGUGAUACGGACACCACCGUGUUGGAGCCAGACGUAGUCCAAAGGCAGUAAUUGAUCAGCCAAAUCAAUGUUUCUAUGGCAACCACUCUGACCAAUCAGGGGUCAGCUUUUUGGAAGGGGUCACUAGAUCUUGUUCUCUCAUACAAUCAACGGCUCUAUCUGUAAAUGACAAAAAACAAGUUUGCUUGUUUGAACCUUAAAUUUCUUGGUAAAACUGAUUAUUUCAAAUCAUUUGAUGAUUUGAAAUUUGAACAGGAAUUUUACAGACUCAGUUUUGAUAAAAAACAAAAAAAACAAAAAACGGGGUGAAUAUAAACGAAAAUGAUGUCAGAUCAAACACAAAAUCCCAGAAGUCUUUUACUCCAUUAACUCAAGUCUAUUUUAGCGGCUAAAUCACUCAUUCUGAGGGAAUCAGGACGCGAGAAGAUGUAACCUCUGGAUCCGAACUCCGCUUCAGUGCACUGACUGUCAGCAGAAAGGAGGAGGCUCAUGGCCAAGACGGAGCGAUAAAGGAGGGGGAGGAGGUGCUGAAAGGGAGGGAUGGAGAUGCUGUAAGUGGGAGUGCUCAUUAAUUUGAAUUUAGAGAAUAUGAGGAGGAGGAGGAGUGCGGACGGCGAGGACUGAGAGGAGACGGGAUGGGAGGAGGAGGAGAGUGGACAGCGGAGAGCCGAGCAUGUAUUGAUCUGCAGCAGCCAGGAGGUCGGCACGCCUCCGAGAAGAAAGGAGAGGGCAGCUCCGCAUCUGCCAGAGGAGGAGUGAGGGGAGGGCGCUCCAGCUGAACGAGGCGCACGCCGACAAACGCCAUUCAGGCAGCAGAGAGGCGCUGCGCCAGCGAGCAUCCGCCGCCACUCUCAGCGCAGAGUUAAGUGGAGGUUUGAUGAGCGCGGUGGAUCUGGAUUCAACUGUUGAUCUCUGAAGACCAGUUCUUCUAGAACCCCAAGAGUCAUGUCGGGGAUUGGGAGAUGAGUCCCCAGCCGGAGCCAAGGGGGUUAUGAGGUUGUGGGUGGUGGGAGCUGCCACUGCCAUGUGGCGCCUCCGACCGCCUGCGCCGCCACCUCCCUUAGAGCAUGCAGGUCCUACAGAUCGUCAAGGAGCUGGUGUCGCCGUCCAGACACAGAGCUGCGGCCAGAUUUGGAGCGUCUGAUAGCGAGCAGGAUGCAGCGCUGAAACUGGACCAGGAACGGGCGGAAAUUGUGGCCAAAUAUGACAAGGGAAAAGAAGCCGUUGUGGAGCCCUGGGAGGACACCAACUACAACCUCUACAAAGUCAUCGACCGUUUUGGCUUCGUCCACCAAAAUGAACUUCCGUCCUACGACUCAUUGGAAGAGAAGCAAAAGCAUACGGAGGUGGAGAGGACCAGCAAGUGGCUGAAGAUGCUGAAAAGCUGGGACAAAUACAAGAACAGUGAGAAGCUGGUCAGGAGGAUCUACAAGGGCAUCCCCCUGCAGCUCCGAGGGGAAGUGUGGAGUCUGCUGCUCGACAUUCCCAAAAUAAAAGAGGAGAAGAAGGACUUCUACGAGAAGCUGAAGGCCAGGGCCAGAGGGAUGUCCCCUGAUGUCCGGCAGAUCGACCUGGACGUGAACAGGACCUACAGGGACCACAUCAUGUUCAUGCAUCGCUACGACGUUAAACAGCAGGCGCUGUUCCACGUCCUGACUGCAUACUCCAUGUACAACACGGAGGUGGGUUACUGUCAGGGAAUGAGUCAGAUCACAGCUCUGCUGCUCAUCUACAUGAAUGAAGAAGAUGCGUUCUGGGCUCUGGUCAAACUGCUGUCAGGACAGAAGCACUCCAUGCACGGAUUUUUUGUUCCUGGUUUCCCAAAACUGAUGCGUUUCCAGGAGCAUCACGACCGUAUCCUGAAGAAGACGAUGCCCAAGCUGAAGCAGCAUUUGGAUAACCAGGAAGUGUUCACCAGCCUGUACACCAUGAAGUGGUUCUUCCAGUGCUUCCUGGACAGAACUCCGUUCACUCUGACUCUCAGGAUUUGGGACAUCUACAUCUUAGAGGGCGAACGUCUUCUCCCUGCGAUGUCCUACACCAUCCUCAAACUGCACAAGAAACACCUGAUGAAGCUGUCCAUGGAGGAGCUGGUGGAGUUCCUGCAGGUGACUCUGUCCAAAAACUUCUACUACGAGGACGACUUUGUAAUCGAGCAGCUGCAGGCGUCCAUGACGGAGCUCAGGAAGGCAAAGCUGGAACUUCCCCCUCCAGGUAAAGAGGAAGAGUUUCCAAAGAAGCCUUUAGGGCAGCUUCCUCCUGAGCGAGCAGCACCGGCGCCAAACCAGGUGGCCAAUGGUCAAAGCCACAUGGAACCAGCUCAGCUUGCCGAAGACUCAAGUCCUCGAGUCCAGCGGGGAGAAAGUCGGCCUCCGAGCCGGCAACGCCGUGACUCGCUUGAAAGGCCAAUCCGUCAUCACAAGAUGGGCUCCUGGGGAUCGACCGAGCUGCCCAAUGAGCAACAAAAGCAGCCGGCUUCCGUCAUUCCCAAGAGAGGAGCAACUCCUUCACCAACGCCUCAGAUCACCGCAGAGGACACACGGAGGUCCCAGGACCACAUUGCCACAGCUACCACCCGCAGGGAGAUAACCCCUCGCUGGGUUAAACCGUCUGAAACAAAGCUGGAGGCUGCCAAAGCAGCAGCAGCCCAAGAACUGAAUCACAGGGUGUCACCAGCACCUUCCAACCCAGAAGACAAUGUUCAGGUUGACGGUCAGCCACGGCCCAAAGGAUUCAUCCCUGGUUCUGACAGAGGCUCCAAUGCCUCCCAGUAUGACAAUGUACCAGGGCUAACUGAGCCGGAUUUUGAGAUCCUAGAACUGGAGAGACCUCCAUCCAGAAUGAGAACCCCAUAUAUUGAACCGUCUCCUGUUGUGUCGGCUUUGCAUCACGGCAACCUCAGUCAUGGACCGAGUCUGGCUAGCAGCUUGGUUUCAGUUGCAACCGUGUCCAGAAUGCCACGAAAUGCUCCUCAGUUUUACCACAACAGUUCAGCAGAGGCGCAAGCAAGUUACCAUGGCAUCCAGAGUCAGUACCACACACCUUCCCAGCAUCAGUCUCCAGGGAGAAUCGCAACUGAGAUUCCCAUCCACCACCCUCCCUUCAACAGGGGCUUGAAUCACGGCGGGGAACAGCACUUUUCUACAGCCUCUCGGCUUCAGUCAUCUUCCAGAAUGGCUUAUGGUGAGCUAGCUUACGUGACCACCCAACGGCAGCACAACAACUCCCCUGAAAAGGCUCUCCAGAAUAACUCCUACGCCACAUACCGCAGAGCGGGCCCAUCUGACUCCACCCACAACACCAGAAACACCAGGUCACCUCUGGACAAAUCCAUGGCGGUAGAAAUCCAGGGCAGGUCAUCCCCCAUCUACAGACAACAAAUACCAGCAACAACACCGCUGUACGCUAAGGUGGACCGCAUGUACGAGGACCAACGUAGGCGAGAGGUACACCGGCCUUAUGUGCUAGACGGACGUUCCCAGCCGGCAUCAGACGGGCUCCAGUGGGAGCCCGAGGAUCCGCUUCCUCAGUCCCCAGGUGGGAUGCCCCGCUCACCCAGCUUCCAGCGAGCCCAAAUGUCUCCGGUUGAAGAGUUCACUUUUCCCACCAAUCCGGACACCCUGCCUGACUAUAGAACACAGUACCAGGAGCCGCGGCAGGUGAUCCGGCCGCAGCGCCCUCAGCUGUUUGGGCAACCACACUACAGGCACGCACAGGAGGCGUUUGCCAUGCAGGAGUCCAUGCUGCUUUGAUAGGAGGACAGACGUGAAAAACAAACUGAGUCGUAGUCGCUGACACUGUGGUCAAGACUAGCUGUAGUUUCGGCUUUGUUUCCGCCCUGUUGUUUUUUUUUUUUUAAUAAAAGUGAAGUACUAGCCUGACUGCUGCAGGACACACCAGCCUCUAAGGUUUUUACUUGUUGCUUUAAAAAGAGGAAUAUAAGAGUUGAAGAUUUGAUUUUAUUUUUGAAUGUAAAUCCUUAUCAGAGGUGACUAUAUCUUUUAGAUUCUUAAAUGUACAGUGGAUCUUUUUGUUGAUAUUCAGAGUUAUUAGUAGCAGGGAAGUUCCCCUGAGAAAGAAAAAUCAAUUUAUCUUUAUUUUUUAUAUCUUACUAUUUUAUCAUAGGGACUCAUUAACGCUUCAUGCCUGUGAAUGUUAUUUUUAAAAAGAAGAUCUGCCCAGUGACGAGUUAGAAAACAGUGUUGAAUGGGUUACUGUUCAUUUGAAUUUACAUUUGAAAGCAUCUCUGUGGUGCAAAACGCAGAUUUUGUAGUUUUCAUUUUUUAAGCACACUUUUCUGUUACGGUUUUUUGGUCCAGACUGACGUGCAAUGCAUUUUUCCUGCAAGUAAAGUAUAUUUUGUUGAAGUUGGUGAAGUUUUGAUUGAUAAAGUUUCAACCCUGAAAAAAAAAGAAUCUAACUUUUCUUGUUUGAUUUUAAAGGUGUGUGUUGAGUCGAUGGUAAAACUGCUGUAAUGUGGUUUACAUCAUCUCUAACAGAUGAUAAGAUUGAUAUAAAUUAGUUUACUGUAUUUUAAAUUUGUCUCAUUAUCAACACUGACAUGAACUACUGUUAAACUGAUGGCACUUUCACUGGUACACAUUAAAAAAACUUAAACAUUUGAGUCACACA
Molecule: messenger RNA, 4656 nt
Organism: Oryzias melastigma (Indian medaka)
Lineage: Eukaryota; Metazoa; Chordata; Actinopteri; Beloniformes; Adrianichthyidae
Gene: usp6nl
Product: USP6 N-terminal like
Exons: 14
Coding region: 1092-3776 (894 amino acids)
Source: RefSeq, a predicted model, not a curated record